Messenger RNA from Phaeoacremonium minimum UCRPA7, 1692 nucleotides. RefSeq names its product putative lariat debranching enzyme protein. Lineage: Eukaryota; Fungi; Ascomycota; Sordariomycetes; Togniniales; Togniniaceae. The record is from RefSeq and is a predicted model, not a curated record. Gene Ontology annotation, cellular component: nucleus. The transcript has 3 exons. Gene Ontology annotation, biological process: mRNA splicing, via spliceosome. Bases 1 to 1692 code for a protein of 563 amino acids. Gene Ontology annotation, molecular function: RNA lariat debranching enzyme activity.
AUGGAGAAUCCAUCCACUUCACAGGCACCAGAAGGUCUCGAAACAGAGAACAACACUAAGACUUUUGAGAGCCAAGGCGUCCGCGUCGCAGUUGAGGGAUGCGGUCAUGGAACUCUCAAUGCCAUUUACGCAAGUGUCGAAACAGCUUGCAAAGCUAGAGGAUGGGAAGGCGUAGAUUUGCUCAUCAUUGGUGGUGACUUUCAGGCUACCCGCAACGCAGCAGACCUGAGUGUGAUGUCUGUGCCUCUCAAGUACCGCAAGCUUGGCGACUUCCAUGAGUACUAUAGCGGUGCUAGAACUGCGCCAUACCUCACCAUCUUCGUGGCUGGAAACCACGAAGCGAGUAGCUAUCUAUGGGAGCUCUACUAUGGCGGCUGGGUCGCGCCCAACAUCUACUACAUGGGCGCCGCCAACGUCCUCCGUCUUGGGCCUCUACGUAUCGCGGGCAUGAGCGGCAUCUGGAAGGGUUUCGACUACCGCAAGCCGCAUCAUGAGCGUCUUCCCUUCAGCAGGGACGACAUCAAGUCUUUCUACCACGUGCGUGAGGUAGACGUGCGCAAGCUGCUGCAGGUACGGACGCAGGUGGACGUGGGUAUCAGCCACGACUGGCCUCGGGCAGUCGAGCGUCACGGCGACGACAAGCGGCUCUUCAGCAUGAAACCAGCAUUCAGACAAGAGUCCUUAGAUGGGACGCUGGGCAACCCGGCUGCAGAGUACGUCAUGGAUAGGUUGCGGCCUGCUCACUGGUUCUCGGCACAUAUGCAUUGCAAGUUCGCGGCGAUCAAGACUUAUCCGCCUCCGGAGGCGCCAUCCACAUCCGAGGCCCCGGUUGUUGAACAGCCAGCCUCUGCCGUUGAGACGGGAACAGCCCAAGAGGCCAACCCUGACGAGAUUGAUUUGGAUAUGGAUGAUGAAGAGGUCACACUAGUGGCACAGGACGGUAACAACUCAGUCUCUGCGAGCAAAGCUCCUGAGGCUGGGAACGGAGUAUCUGAGGAGCUUCGUGCUCAACUACCCGCAUCCUUUGUACAGCCGAAGAAGCAAGAAAAGAAAACCCCAGGUCAACCAGUUCCUGCUACCAUCACCAACACAACCGUCCGCUUCCUUGCGCUAGACAAGUGUCUUCCAGGACGAAAGUUUCUGCAGGUAUGCGACCUCGAGCCCCUCGAUCCUACGCAGCUCGCACAGCAUCCGCCAUCCUCUGGCUCUCCGCGCUACAAACUACAAUACGAUCCCGAAUGGCUAGCAAUCACCCGCGCCUUGGCCAAGGAGCUCAUCAUCGGUGACCGGACAGCACAAACACCCCCUGAUCUAGGAGAGGAGCAAUACCUACCUCUAAUCGAGACCGAGCGGGCAUGGGUGGACGAGCACAUCGUCCAGAGGGGCAAGCUCGAGGUGCCGGAGAACUUUGUGAUCACGGCGCCGCCUCACGUGCCCGGGGAUCCCGAAUCAGUCGAGGAUCAGCCAGAUGAGUAUACAAAUCCCCAGACGGAGGCGUUCUGCUCGCUUGUGGGAGUGCCGAAUCUGUGGGAUGCGAGCACAGCCGAGAGGGAGGAACGCAAGAUGCAAGGGCCGCCUGCUGAGACCAUGACAAAUAGAGGAGGCUUCGGUGGCCGUGGGCGAGGUGGACAUGGGAGAGGCGGCGGCAGAGGUCGGGGUGGAGGAAGGGGAAGAGGUCGUGGAUGGCGCUGA